This is a messenger RNA of Oncorhynchus gorbuscha (pink salmon), 9280 nucleotides long. RefSeq lists its product as uncharacterized. The transcript is spliced from 56 exons. Gene Ontology annotation, molecular function: zinc ion binding; nucleic acid binding. The record is from RefSeq and is a predicted model, not a curated record. Lineage: Eukaryota; Metazoa; Chordata; Actinopteri; Salmoniformes; Salmonidae. The coding region runs from base 232 to 9129 and encodes 2965 amino acids.
ACGGAACACUAAUUUAACCCACACAUUUUGUAGAGGGGCGGCUUUAGGCGAACACAACAGUAUCGUACCAUAUGCAUCUGUAAGUUUUUCUCUAUUCAGAAGUUGUAAGAAAUUCCGCACGAAUAUUAUAGUUCAAACACAAAGAAGGAAAUAUAUAGAUUCACACGAUAGAGAACACAGCAAUUGUGACGGACUGGGUCGAGGAAACGAAACGCAAACCAAGCAAGAUAAAUGUUUCCUUAUCGGCUCGCUUGUCAGGACUGUGGUGUGAAGUUUGACACCAUCCGCCGCUUCAAGCAGCAUGUCCGCAGGAAGCAACAUCAACAGCAAGUGGCAGAGCUCUUCCAGACAGAUGAGUACCACGGUCAAGUCUACUUUGCCCCUUUCUUGGUUCUGGAGAAUCUGGCCAGGAAACCCACAAACACCCCAUAUCCCAUCAUCGGUCUGUGCCUGGUGACAUUGUGUGUCAGUCCAGAGGGGAGGGAUACUUUCUACCUUUGUCACAGUUGUGAGGAGAAGUGUGGCCCAGGACAGAUCAUAGACCACCUCCUCUCUGCUGACCACCUCUCCAACUACUAUAGCUACACAGACCCUGAUGUGUUGAGUUUCUCCUGGAUGCCUAACAUGGAUAUGUUGAACCUCCUACGGCCGCUAGCUGUCAAAGAGAUGGACAAGAAUGGACCUGGAGUGCUACGGGUGCUGGACAUGCCUAAGAGUGUGUCUGUGAAGUUGAAGACAAGUGGCUACUCUAAAGUCAUGCAGGCCCUGACUCAGACUGACAGGCUGGCUGAGUGUAUCAGAGCUGACAGACCAGAAAGGAUGACUAUACAAGAGUACCACAGAGACCCCAACAGGAAACACCCUCUGCUGGGUCUAGAGCACCUGGUGGAGUACUGCUGUGAAGGGCAUGGCCAAAGGAGAUCCUACCUCUGUCAGCUCUGCCGCCUCCCUGUCCCCUCACGGAGGGUCAUCCAACACACACUCGGCUUCGACCACCUCUACUGGUACUUCAAGGUGUUUCACCCCUCCACCCUCCUGAUGAAGGACUGUUAUAAAGAGUACAGCUGCAGGUUCAUCGCCAUGAUCCUGGACCUGGCCAAUCAGGUGCAAGACAUCAGUCAGUCAGCCAAUAUGGAGAUACAGCAAGUUGUGUUGGAACCAGCAGUGUUCUCCUCAGUUGAGUUUUCUGUCUACACAGAGGCUCUGAGGAAGUUGCAGACCAUUAGGAGAGCUCGUAAGGAGGGCAGCCUUAAGACCAGCAUUAUACCUGGAGACAAACUGGUUCCUUCCUCAGAAGGGUCAAAUAUUACCAAAGAUGUUACCAUGACUAACGUUGCUGAAGCUGUUCCUAUGGAGACCAAGUCAAGCCCAGAGAAGACUUAUGUCACACCUACAGCUGUUGAGACUGUAGCUACAGCAAGUACUGCUCCAGUUGUUACCAAAGCUACUAGCCAGAGAGGGAUCUGUCGACUGCACUGUCAGGACUGCAACGUGCUAUGUGAGUCUGUGUCGCAGUACAAGUUACAUGUGCGUCACUGGAAACACAAGGAGAUGCUAGGAGUUAUCUUUGAACCAGGGGACGAGGACAGUAAAGCCUGCAUCCCAUCCUUUACCUUGUAUGAGUACAUCCGGAGCUCAGAAAGAACUGAACCAAUUAUUGGUGUCUAUCUGUUGGUGAUGUGUUUGAGUACUGAGUGUUGGAAAACACCCUUCUACCUGUGUCACACCUGUCAGGAGAUAAUCCCUGCCAAUCUCGUCAUGACUCACCUCACCUCCACACUCCACCUUCGACGCACCCUGAUGUACCAGAGUCCGCAGUGUCUGCCAUUCGGGUGGGGGACAGAGAUGGGCCUGGAGGUCCUGAAGACUUUGGCCUGGGAGGAGGAGAGAGUCCGAGGAGAGAGAGACAAUGUACUGAAGGUGUUUGAUAUUCCUGACAGUGUUUUCCACAGCAUUAAGAUGUCCUCCUACUCCUCCGCCAUGAAGAAACUCAAGAACUUCCAUCGUUAUCUAAAAGUUGACAGGCCGCUGACGUUUUCCGCCCAUCUGAAAAACAAAGACCGGAGGAUUCCUAUGCUGGGUCUGCAGUUCCUGGUUCAGUACAGUGUUACUAGGGCCGGGGCCUCGUCUCCAGGCUGGGGCUUCCUGUGUUUGUUGUGUGAGAGGAAGUUGUCAGACGGACUCAGCAUCGCUCACAUACACAGCUAUGAACAUGUCACCACGUUCCUGGAGCGUGCCCAUCCAGGCUCUGUGAAAGAGGUAGAGGAGUCUGAUAAGAGGAGCGAAAUACUGCUGGACCUGGCACAACAGGCUGAGAAAAUACAUGCCAUGGGGUGUCUACAGUUCAUGAUGUUGCAACGCUACAUCGGGGAGUCCGUCAUCUAUGAGAAAGCCUUAGUGAUCUUGAAGGCGAUCAAGAAGAGAGAGAACAUGGGAGACCUGAUGCCCAUGCUACCACUUGGCAAGAAACUGGUUCCCUCCAGUUCGAUCAGAGACCAGAGCCAGACUACCCCAGAACCUGCCCCUACAUCUGUAGGAGAGGAGAAACCGACCAGGAAAGAGACUGACAAAGACAAUGAGACCGAGAUGGACAGAGAGGCCACCCCAGAAACCAUUCAAAUGACCCAGGAGACUGGGGUGGAAGUGGAUAAACGCAUUGGCAAAGAAACCUGCAGUGACACCAGUAAAGACGCUGGCAGAGAGACCAGUAAAGACGCUGGCAGAGAGACCAGUAAAGACGCUGGCAGAGAGACCAGUAAAGACGCUGGCAGAGAGACCAGUAAAGACGCUGGCAGAGAGACCAGUAAAGACGCUGGCAGAGAGACCAGUAAAGACGCUGGCAGAGAGACCAGUAAAGACGCUGGCAGAGAGACCAGUAAAGACGCUGGCAGAGAGACCAGUAAAGACGCUGGCAGAGAGACCAGUACAGAGACUGUCAAAAAGUUAGGUAGUAAGACUAGAAACAUGACAGUCCAUGAGACCAGCAAAGACACUGGGAAAAUGACCAGUACAGAGACUGUCAAAAAGUUAGGUAGUAAGACUAGAAACAUGACAGUCCAUGAGACCAGCAAAGACACUGGGAAAAUGACCAGUACAGAGACUCUUAAGGAGACUGAGAGAGAGACCUGUAGAGCUGUUAGUAUAGUGGCCAGUAGAGCCAGGAAUAGAGAAACCAAAAAAAAGCCAGAGACUUGUAAAACACCUGAAAAGAAGACCAAUACUCAGACUGUGAAAGAAAAAACUAAAGUGACUCCUCCCCCCAUCUCCCCUCCAACCACUAAUCUGUGGGAUUUCCUGAAGAGGCAGAACCGAGGGGCUGUGAUUGGUCUGAGUGCACUCAUCGAGUGCCACAGUCACGGCCAGCCCCCCCUCUACCUCUGCCAGGUGUGUGGGUGUAAAGUCUUCCAGAACGCCAUCAUCGUCCAUGUAACCACAGACUGCCAUCGACUUUCCUACCUGAGGUCGCUGAAGACAGUGGUUGUCCCCAAAGGGAACCAGCUCCAUAAGAAGUUGAGGAGAGCUGCCUUGAAGCUGGAGAGGACCAUGGGAUAUGGAGAGGCUGAGGUAACGGAGUUGGAUGCACACACUUACAAUUUUGUUGCAGAAAGAUCCUUUGCCAUUGGCCUGAACAUUGUAAUGAAGGUCAUAAAUGGUGACCUUUCACCUGACCUCCGACUGUUGGUCAGCCCUAAACCCCCUGACACCUCACCCCAGGUCAGCCCUGACCCCUCACUCCAGGUGUCAGAGGUCAGCAACCCCACCCUGACCUCUACAGCUCUGUGGUCCUACCUGAAUGCCUCCACCAGGACACAGCCUGUCAUCGGUGUCAGUAUGUUGACAGAGUUACCAGACAGACAUGGUGACUACUUCCUCUGCCGCUGCUGUUCUCACAGGAUGUUUACGUCAUCCCUCAUUGGACACCUAAUCUCUGCUCGACACCGCUACCACUACAUAAAACUAGUGUACCCUGAGCUGGCUGCUGAUUGGCCAGUGAGCCCAGAGCUGACGGUGAAGGCGGGGCCUCUUCAUGAGGAGCUGAGAGUGAGAGCUGCAGAACUGGAGGCACAGGAGGGACUAGGACAGCUCACGGUGGUAAAGAGAGAACCUGCUGCUGGAGACACAACCACUACCAAUACUGAAGAGACUGCCCAGCAGAGCCAGAACGGCUCACCUCUCACUGUGAAAGAGGAACCAGUUGACUCCAUAGUACUGUCCCAGCCCCCUAGAGGAGAAAAGAGGAACAAGAGGAGGAGCAACCCUGUGGUUGGUGUGAACUUCCUGGUCCAGGUGUCUCACAGGAGAAGGAAACAGUACUACUGUCAGCUAUGUUCUGUCAGGAUGAAACACGCUAUUGCUGAUCACAUGACCAGCCUCAGCCACCGACACAACUAUGUGAGGUUGAAGUACCCUGGUUGGACCUCCAGCCCGAUAGAGAUGGAGAAGAAGCUGUUCAAAAUGGCCGUUCACCUGGAGAAGGUCGACAGAGACGCAGGAAUGGGCAUGCAGAAGGUAGAAGUGGAAGCUGAUGAGUACAAAGAGCUGUUGUCCUUUCCUGUGGAGGAAGGUGUCAGUAAACUGCAAGCCAUCAUCAGACGGCAACAAGAGCCAUGCGAUCUGAGACACACAGCUCCCUUUUCCAAUCCCGAUGCAGCCCAAUGUCCAGCUCAAGGUAUGUGUGGGGCAGAGUCACGUGAGACCGAGGGAGUGUGUCCUCUCCCUGUCAGUCUAUCAGAGGAGGAGAAUGACCAGACACUCCUGGUUCAGAUCUCAAACCAGGAACCCCUACAAGUACCUUCCCCGUUCCUCCAGGAUCAGCCAUCCCUUACUUCCAUCCAUCUCCCACUCUCUACACCUCACCCUAUCCCCCUCUCUUCCUCAAUCCCUCCCUCCCUCUCUCCCUCAAACCCCUUUUCUACCUCUCUUUCCACAGUUGUCCUAUCUACCUCACCCUCCCUCUCUUCCUCCAUACCAUCCCACACCCCUUCGUUGUCCACAGAGAAGACGAUACACCCCUCCCCUGUCUCUGUCCCUGUUCCUGCACCUCUCUCAGCUCUGAGGAGCUCAACACAUUUGAAGGACUGGGAGACUUCUCUGAGUCCAGAGUGGUGGGAGAGGAAGAGCCCAGAAUGCAGAGAGACGCAGACGCUUCUGGAAUACUCGGACAGAGACGGACACAUUGAAUACUCAGCGAGAGGCCGACAGACUGCAUACACUGAGAGAAACCGACAGACUCAUCUAGAAUACUCUGAGAGAGAGAGACAGGCAGACUACUCUGAGAGAGUGAGACAGGCAGACUACUCUGAGAGAGAGAGACAGGCAGACUACUCUGAGAGAGAGAGACAGGCAGACUACUCUGAGAGAGACAGACGGGCGGACUACUCAGAGAGAGACAGACGGGCGGACUACUCAGAGAGAGACAGACGGGCGGACUACUCUGAGAGAGACAGACGGGCGGACUACUCAGAGAGAGGCAGACGGGCGGACUUCUCCGAGGGUGGCAGACGGGCGGACUACUCCGAGGGUGGCAGACGGGCGGACUACUCCGAGGGUGGCAGACGGGCGGACUACUCCGAGGGUGGCAGACGGGCGGACUACUCCGAGGGUGGCAGACGGGCGGACUUCUCCGAGGGUGGCAGACGGGCGGACUUCUCCGAGGGAGGCAGACGGGCGGACUUCUCCGAGGGAGGCAGACGGGCGGACUUCUCCGAGGGAGGCAGACGGGCGGACUUCUCCGAGGGAGGCAGACGGGCGGACUUCUCCGAGGGAGGCAGACGGGCGGACUUCUCCGAGGGAGGCAGACAGGCGGACUACACCGAGGGAGGCAGACAGGCGGACUACUCCGAGGGAGGCAGACAGGCGGACUACUCCGAGGGAGGCAGACAGGCGGACUACUCCGAGGGAGGCAGACAGGCGGACUACUCCGAGGGAGGCAGACAGGCGGACUACUCCGAGGGAGGCAGACAGGCGGACUACUCCGAGGGAGGCAGACAGGCGGACUACUCCGAGGGAGGCAGACAGGCGGACUACUCCGAGGGAGGCAGACAGGCGGACUACUCCGAGGGAGGCAGACAGGCGGACUACUCCGAGGGAGGCAGACAGGCGGACUACUCCGAGGGAGGCAGACAGGCGGACUACUCUGAGGGAGAACUGGACGAAGACCAAGAACACACACAUCAUCACAGUGAACACACACAUCAUCAAAGUGAACACACACAUCAUCACAGUGAACACACACAUCAUCACAGUGAACACACACAUCAUCACAGUGAACACACACAUCAUCACAGUGAACACACACAUCAUCACAGUGAACACACACAUCAGCACAGUGAACACACGCAUCAGCACAGUGAACACACACUCUUCGAGCAGGCCCCAGCAAGCUGGCUCAGUGUUCCACAGGUGUAUCUGCUGCCGGACACACCCGCAGCAAAGAGGGUUGUCGGCCCCAGCCACCUGUCCAAAUACCUGAAAGUGAAGGGCCUUCACAACACAGAACCGAUCAUAGGUCUGGGGAGUGUGGUGGAGUGUAGAGGUAUAUCCCAGGCUACGUUUUUCAUGUGUGUGAGCUGUGCUGAGACUCUCUCCAGUACACACAUCUGUGAACACAUCAUCAGCGCGCAACACCAGCAGUGCUACAUGUUUUCCCAGUAUAGUCCUAUGCGCUGUGAUUGGUUGAGAGAGCAGCAGCAGCCUCCGAGUCCACAGCUCCUCAGGAAGGUUGCUUCAGCACUGUCACAACUGGAGGUGGAUCUAGAUGCACAGGUGAUACUGCUGGAUCAGAUGUGGUAUAACCUUGUGCAGUCAGCUCCAUUCUACGAAGCCAUGUACAUGCUGCAGGAACAGAAUCAGAAUGCCCUGUGUCUACACACAGCAAGCAGACAUCAGCUUUUUCCCCCAGUUGGUCCUGACCCAGCAACGGAGCAGGGCUUUGACCAGAACCACAGAGUGAUGGAUAAACUGACCAUGGAUCAGAUUGAGCCCCAUCACCUCCUGCAGACAGCAGAUACAGUGGCUGGUAAACUGACUGGAGAUCAGCUGGAGUCAGGCCAGUGCAUACAGACCGCAGACAGACGGCCAGAUAAUCAGAACCCGGAUCAGCCCCAGUGGAGCCAGAGCUCAGAGAGAACAGAGAUGGUCCCUGAGCCAAUAAGAGCCAAGACACCAUAUAAUUCUGAGCCAAUCAGAGACCAGACACCACAGACCAUUGAGCCAAUCAGAGUCAAGACGCCAAAAAAUUCUGACCCAAUAAAAUUCCAGACACCACAGAACACUGAGCCAAAAAGAGCCUGGAUGCCACAGAACUCCUCAGAACCACAUCUGGACCAAGACAACACAGUCAUUGUCAAACAGGAGCCUGUGGACCCCAAGGUGGAACCUCAGCCCCAUCCUCAUACCCAGCCUGAGGUGGACCCCUUAAAGGAUUCCCUGGAUGAACACAGAGUCCAGUUCUCCCCAGAUGUACAGAACCUGGCUGGUGUGUGUGAGGUGGAGUACCAGGGGACCGUCCUAGGACACAGCCAAGAGGUGACACGAAUAGGAGGGGCCACAGAGAACUCCCUUCACCCCACCAAGAACCUGAGAGACUCAGUCAACAAUAGCCUGCCUUUGGUCGGUCUCAGUGCAAUGAUAGAGUGUUGCAGUGAGGGCCAGGUGUCCUUCUACCUGUGUGUGUCGUGUGGCAGCAAAAUUGAAAAAACUCUACUCAUCAGCCACGUCCUCAAAUACAGACACCGACAGCUGUACCUGACAAUGAGGUACCCGUGGUAUUUCCUUGGUGUGGUACCAGCCCGAGGGUUGGCAGAACAGUCCAGACUGAUGCAGAUUGCUAAGGAGGUGGAGGAGCAGAACCAUGAUGAGCCUGGCACGCUACAGGAGGUGAUUCUGGCCCCUGCUGACUUUGACGAGAUCAAACGGAUGCUGUUUGAUAAAGCUGUAUCCCGUUUGCAGGAGAUCUGUAGAGAGCAGAACCAGACUGAACUCCUCACCAUGGUCACCAGCAAACCUGAACCAAUAGUGGUCAAGCAGGAGAUUGUGGAGUGCCAGGUGGUCUCCCAUCAGGCCUUGGGGCAAUUCCUACUGCCACAGAGAUGUAGGAGAAACACGGGAAAACGUUGUUCUAACGUUGAGGGGUCAGAGGUGAGGGGUCAGCAGCAGGUGAAGAAGAGAAAGGUGUCUAGCCCCCCUGAGGGUCACACUGCACCUGUCAUCUGUCUAUCAUCUCCUGAAGUCACCAAGUCUUCUGAAACACACACUGUUAACCAGACACACACCAUCACACCCUUACCCACAGCAUCCAACACUAAGCAGAAACUCACAUACACACACUCUGACUCUCAAACUAAACUUAAACCUUCACGCACACACCCCAAACCCAGUUCAACAGCCCCAGAAUAUACUAGACCCAAACUCAUUCCCCAUUCUGCCACCAAGCCCUCCGGUAUCCCUGCCGACAGCCUGACUCUUGCCAAAGAGUCCUCUAGCAAGAAACCCACUCUCACACUGUGCAAACCCACACACACACUAUCCAAUAGCCAGAAGCUCACUGACAAACAUUCGGACAAAAUUGAGUCUCAGAAACAUACUGAAAAGGCUAAACCUACUCGCACACACAGUGAACGCACACACAGAAAUCGCACACACACUCGCAAACACAGUGACCUCACACACACUGACAAAGCCAAAGACGGACACAGUGACAGGACCAAACGCACACACAGUGACCGCAAACACACUAAGAGACAUUCUGACCAUUCACGCUCUCACACCCGCUCUAAGAGACAUAAUCGUAGCUCCAGCCGUUCCUCCAAAGCCUCCCCCAGAGCUAGUCCCUCUGAGCCCCCCCUGCUCUCCCCCUACUCCCCCGCUGCAUUCUCCCCCACCAGAGCCACUUCUGCGGCGAGCCUAAGCCAGGUCAAACCCAGCCAACCUUCCUGCCUAGUCAACAAACAACUACCCAAACAGUCCAGCCAACCAACCAAGAGACCUCCCGACCCAACCUCAGCAGUCAGACCUCUCCAGACCCAGGCCAACCCUCCCAACAACACCUCUUACCCCCACCUGCACCCAGAAAGAACCGGACCCAGGACGCCCCCACUCGGACCCAUGACCCCCCACCCGGACCCAUGACCCCCCAACCCCCGGCAAUCCCUCCCUGCCUCACUCCUCCACCUCCACCCCAGCCAGAUCCCGUCUACUCCUCUGGGGUUAAGAAGAAGACUUCCAUCGUAGACUGUGAUCAAUUUGUGGAAUACUUUGUCUCUUUGUUGCGCUCCCCCCA